Messenger RNA from Dreissena polymorpha, 4731 nucleotides. RefSeq names its product ribosomal protein S6 kinase delta-1-like. The record is from RefSeq and is a predicted model, not a curated record. Lineage: Eukaryota; Metazoa; Mollusca; Bivalvia; Myida; Dreissenidae. Gene Ontology annotation, biological process: protein phosphorylation. Gene Ontology annotation, molecular function: protein kinase activity; phosphatidylinositol binding; ATP binding. The transcript is spliced from 16 exons. Bases 45 to 3746 code for a protein of 1233 amino acids.
CGUAAAAUCUGUCAAAACUUAAAGGUUACAACUUACAGGAUGAAAUGGCUGCUUCCGCCUCCGACAAGAUUUGGUAUUUUGAGGUUACAGACCCAACAAACCACCCGAAAGGUUUUACAAUAUACAAGGUUACUGCCAAGGUGUUUCCAGUUAAUGCACCAGAAAGCUUAACAGAGAUUGUAAUCUGGAAGCGUUACAAUGACUUCAAGGAGCUUAACAAGGUCUUGGUCACCCUGCACAAGUCACUUCAUCGUAGAGUUGAGUUUCCGAUGUUUGCAAAGCCCAAACUCUUCGGGCGCUUUGAGGAGCAGGUGAUUGAAGAGAGACGUAGCAGUGCUCUUGACCUUCUCAACUUCAUUGGUCAGCAACCCCACCUGUACCGUUCACAACACUUCAACAAGUUCUUAGAGGGUGGAAAAGUUGUUGAAGGGCUUUCCGGUCUUCUUCUUAAGCCAUCCAGACUGGAUAUCCUUCAUUCCAAUCCAGCCACUGUGGGUAAAAAUGAGACAAAUGUAACCAGUCGAGUAUCUAAAUCUAGCACCCAACUCAGUAGAGACACGUCAACAGAGCAUCAGGCACCCAAUGUUUUGGAAGUCAAAACUGACCUGAACAGUGAGCCCAUGUUGGAAGGUGUAUGGAAGUUCCCGGCUGUACCAGACAACAUCAGCUUGAACUCAUACGAGGAUGACACAGAUGUGGACUCCACGCUCGGCACCCCUCUCCCUGACACAGACAUGGCCUUCUUUGAUCCCCUGGCAUCAGGCAAACAAGAAAGUGACGAGUCUCAGGGGCUUCAUACCAGUAAAAGCUGGAUCUUAGAGGCAGUCCAUACUUGUACAGAGAUGGAAAAUGCUGCUACACCUGUUGGUUCUGUCGAUGAUGAGACUGAUGAUGGUGGGCUAAAGUUGAGACUUGACUCUCGUUCUGAUCGGACUGGUUCAACCACUUCUGGAACACUGACCCAGUCUACUGCAUCCCAGUCAGGCAGCACAGUGGAUGUCAGCGAGUUUGACCCCUUGACUAAUAACCUUGAGAGUUCAGGCUCAAAAGUUACAGUGGUGGAAGAUUACCAUUUCCUCUCAGAGCCUGCAAAUAUGAUGUCUGGAAAUUCGACUAGUGUUGAAUCUUCCUCCAGCAAUAUGUCAACCCCAAAAAAGAAAACAAAGGCAACCUUAACCCUUCACGCCCCUCCUGGGCGGUACCGUUCCCAGACCACAGAGAGCGUCUCCACAAUGGAUCUGGGCAGCGCUGGGGACUACAUUCACCUGGCCGCAAGGCAGAUCUGUCUCGCACAGGAGUUUGAGGCAAAUGGGGAGUUUGAGCAGGCCUUUGCUACGUAUAAGAGCUGUGUUGGAAUCUUGUUGCAGGGAGUCCAAGUGGACCAGAACAAAGGUCGGCGAGAUGCGGUUCGUCGCAAGACAGCCCAGUACUUGAUGAAGGCAGAGGAGUUGUACAACAGGCACCUUGCCAAAGAUGUGUCCGAUGAUCACAGAUGGGCUAUGGAUAGCACUCUGAGCCCCUCGACUGAGGUUGACCCUGCAUUGACCUUCCUUCGUGCUCCAGCAAGUGACCUCAAGAAGUUCAAGGUUCUUGGAACCAUCAACAAGGUCAUUCUGGUUCUGGAUAAGAGUACGGAGGAAACAUUCGUGAUCAAGAGAGUCUACAAGUGCUCAAAGGGACACAACUCCAAACAGAACAUCCUCCCAACUUUGUGCCCAUACAUGGUGAACCUUCACAAGUUUUAUGAGACUUCAAAUGCGGUCUAUCUGCUGCUGCAAUAUGCCAGCGGUGGAAAACUCUGGAACUACGUAGGGGCCUAUUUAAGGGCUGCUCAGGAACAAAAUAGGGAAGGCGGAACUGCAGGGCCAGGGAUAAACGAAAAUACACCACGACAGGAUUUCCAAAAUGUUUACACAGGGUAUAAAGAGCAUCACGACAGUAACAAAAGGAAGUCAUUUCUUGAAGCUAAGCCUGGUUUGAAGGCUGAAGAAAUAACAAAAGGUGGAAACACAAAAUUGGUGGAUAAAGUUGCAUUCAGUAAAGAAAGUGAUACAGUUGAGUUGAAUCAACAAAGGUUGUCUCCUGUAAAGGAUUUGAGUGUAAGUGAUUUUCAGUUUGAUGUGACCAACAAACUGGAGACGUAUUCUGUGGACAUUUCUGAUCUCAUUGCAGAUAGCAAUCAAGUAAGUGCAAUUGAUGUCAUCCCAGAGACAUCACAAAGUACGACAAAGACACAUGUGCAAUAUAAUAGGUAUACAAGUUUCUCAUCAGAGGAAAAUGUCGAAAUAGAAAAUGAUUCUUGCUCAUCAAUUGAACGACAACCCUCAGGUGGAGCCAAUUUUAAUGACAUAUUGGAAAAAAACACAAAGAAAGCUGGACUUGAAAACUUUAGUAUUAAUAGCUUUGAUAGUGGGGAUGGUAUUACACGUGUUGACAGUAAUAUGAGUGAAAAUAUUGAAGCAAUUCAAGAGGUGAAUGAAAAUAGCUGUGAUAUUGAUGUGUUUUCUUGUGAUAUUCAACAUAAUCCAGAAUAUGCAAGAAAUAAUGAUAUUGAUUUUACUUUUGGAAAUGUGGAAACAAGUACAGGUAUUAAACAUUCUAAUCAGGCGACACAUGAUCAUGAACAAAAAAAUGGUAAUAACUCAAAUAAACUCGAAGAUGGCGUGGAAACAGACACUGAAUUGGAUAUUGUUAGAAAUUCCAAAGAGUUGUUAAAGGCAGUGGAAAGAACAUUGUCUCAGAUUGAUUGUGACGAAAAGACUAGAAAAGAUCAUGAUGUUCCUAAAACAAACGGUACUCAACAAGUUAAUAAUGAUAAACUUACAAAUGCAGUUAGUGCUGCUUUAGGGAUGAUGGGUCCUAGCAUAUAUGACCUUCAGUGCCAUGGAGAUUCCUCAAACAGCCAAUCAGAUUCUGGGUCAGGGUCAAGGUCAUUAGAGGACAGUCAACCAGUGUCAUUGAAUUCGAAUUACAAUGAAAUUAAUAAAAGUGCUUUGGUGAUAAAUGAGAUUUUAAGCACAGUUGAUACUGCUAAUAAUGAAGGCAAAGAUGAAACUAGGUCAAGGACAUCUUCAGAUAUUAUUUUAAAUAGAAAAUUAAGUUUAAAUAGAUUAAAUUCAGCUGAAUUUAGUCGAUCUGCCUCAACAGACACUGAAGCACGUUCUCCUACUAAAACUCGGCAGAGAACAAUUUCAAUGAUGUUUGAGCAACUUGAUUUGACCUCUCAAACUUCUGAGCAAGUGAAAAUUCCAGAAUCCUUCAUCCGCCGCUGGGCUGCUGAAAUGAUUGUUGCUGUGUCCAGAUUGCAUGCCUUGGGCAUUAUUUGUAGAGAGUUAAAACCUGAUAACAUCCUGCUGGGAGACCAUGGUCAUGCAACCUUAACCUACUUCUGUCAAAUAAACCAAGUGCCAAAGUCUCUUGACUUUGAGGCAGUGGGAAACUUCUAUGUGGCUCCAGAGGUGAUUGGUAUCUCGGGUUAUACAGAGACCUGUGACUGGUGGAGUCUGGGGGCACUGCUGUAUGAACUCCUAGUAGGACGUAGCCUGCUAUCGUGCCACCCAGGGGGCAUCACGUCUCACACACAGCUCUACAUGCCUGACCACCUCUCCCAGGAGGCCCAGUCUCUCCUUCAACAGUUACUGGUGUUCAACCCGAGAGAGAGGCUGGGAGCCGGGCUGCAUGGGGUAGUGGAGAUCAAAACACACCCUUUCUUUAAUGGAAUUGACUGGAACUCAAUGGAUAUGUGAGAUUUUCAAAUCUUACUCCCAUGUUAUUCACUGGAAAUCCAUGGACAUGUGAGACACACAAAUCUAACUCCCACGUUAUUCACAUGCAAAUCUUACUCCCUGGAAUCGACUUGGAGAUCCAUGGAAAUGUGAGACAUGCCACUCUUUCUCCAUGGAAUAGACUGGAGAUCCAUGGCUAUGUGAGACAUGCAAUUCUUUCUCCACGGAAUAGACUGGAGAUCCAUGGCUAUGUGAGACAGGCAACGCAUUCUCCAUGGAAUAGACUGGAGAUCCAUGGCUAUGUGAGACAGGCAACUCUUUCUUCAUGGAAUAGACUGGAGAUCCAUGGAUAUGUGAGACAUGCAACUCUUUCUCCAUGGAAUAGACUAGAGAUCCAUGGAUAUGGGAGACAUGCAACUGUUUCUCCAUGGAAUACUGGAGAUCCAUGGCUAUGUGAGACAGGCAAAUCUUACACCAUGGCAUUGACUGGAAAGCUAUGGAUAUGUGAGACAUAAAUCUUAUGUUAUAUAAUUGACUGGAACUCAAUGAAUAUGUGAGACACACAAAUGUUUUGUCAUAUAACUGACUGGAACUCCAUGGAUAUGUGAGUCACGACACAGAAAUCUUAUGUCAUUUAAUUGCCUGGAACUCCAUGGAUAUGUGAGACACACAUCUAACUCCCAUGGAAUUGACUGGAACCCCAUGGCUAUGUGAGACCUGCAAAUCUUACUCCUAUGUAAACAAUUGGAACUCGAUGGAAAUGUGAGACUUGCAAAUCUUUCUCCAUAGUGUUGGAUUUGCGAGAGACUUUGUGAAAUAAGUGGUAUGUUUAGCCCUACAAUAGACCCACUCCAGUCUCUUGCUCUUUUAAUAACACCUGAUGGUUAAAGAUUUUUUUUGUUGCUUAUCGUGACAUUAUUUGAAUGUUUAUUAUUAAACGCUGUAUUUUACUGAAGAAUUUUAAAGUUAUAAAGAUUCUUUAAAUCAUGAAAUAAAGGUAAUAAAU